This is a messenger RNA of Schistocerca nitens (vagrant locust), 3482 nucleotides long. RefSeq names its product sodium-coupled monocarboxylate transporter 1-like. Gene Ontology annotation, biological process: sodium ion transport; transmembrane transport. The record is from RefSeq and is a predicted model, not a curated record. NCBI's taxonomy places the organism in Eukaryota, Metazoa, Arthropoda, Insecta, Orthoptera, Acrididae. The transcript has 14 exons. Bases 327 to 2126 code for a protein of 599 amino acids. Gene Ontology annotation, molecular function: symporter activity. Gene Ontology annotation, cellular component: membrane.
CACGCAAUGGGUAGUUAGCAGUGGUCGCCUUAUCGUGGCGAAAGUGAGCAGUCUUCCUUGUGCAAACAAAUUUCGUCACAGUGCCCUUGUGCUACGGCAUUAGGCAGUGACAAACGCGCCGCAGCUCCUAGCAAGAAACAACGGAAGAGCUUCACCACCGCCGCCCAAGCUUCUCAGUAGCCGCUCGCUCCCAGCUGUACAGGAGGCGUUGCGUGGAGCACCCAACCAGCUGACUGACUCUCGGUUUACAUCGCACUCGGCGUCACUUCCUUGGGGGCCCCUCAGCGAUAGCAGCCUCAAGGUGACCAUACAGCCGUCGCAGCAACAUGGCGGCCAACCUGACAGCAGAGGCAGCUGUUAUGGCGGCGAGACAGUCGCUGUUUGGCUGGGUGGACCACGCGGCGUUUGCGCUCAUGCUGACGCUCUCCGUCGUCAUCGGCCUCUACUUCGGCAUCUGCGGCCGGGCCAGGAACACCGCCAAGGUGGACUACCUGCACGGCGGCAAGACGAUGAGGGUGCUCCCCGUCGCUGUCUCGCAGAUCUCAAGUCACAUAUCUGGUACCACGCUGAUGGGUGUACCUUCAGAGGUCUAUCUGUAUGGCGGAGUCUACACGUGGAUUUGCGUUACCAUAAUUCUCUUCUCUAUCGUCACCAACUUCAUCUUCCUCCCCGUCUUCUAUGAGCUCCAACUCACAUCAACAUACGAGUAUCUGGAACGUCGCUUCAGCCGAAUCAUCCGUGUUGUGGCAUCAGCUUUGUUCACUCUCAGCCUGGUGCUACAUAUGCCACUUUACGUCUACAUGCCAGCCAUUGCUCUCAGCCAAGUCUCUGGAGUGAACGUCCACUGGAUCACACCGCUUGUCUGCGUGAUAUGCAUUUUCUACACGAUGUUGGGCGGCCUGAAGGCGGUGGUGUGGACUGACUUCCUGCAGAGCGGCGUCACACUAGCGGCUUUCAUCGCUGUGAUCGUCAUGGGGCUGGUGGGCGCCGGCGGCUUCUCGCAGGUGUGGCAGGCGGCCAGCGACGGCGGGCGCACGGACAUCUUCGUGAUGACUCCGGACCCAUUCGUCCGCAGCUCGUUCUGGACUGUGGUGUUUGGCGCUACAGCUUCCUGGGUAGGCGGGUGCACCAUCAACCAGGGGAUGGUACAGAAGUUUCUGUCGCUGCCCACCAUGGCAGCUGCUCGGAAGUCUCUGGCGGGAUUCACUUUCGGUAUAAUGCUGAUGAACCUCAUUAGCAUUUACUGCGGCUUUUUGAUAUACGCAGCGUAUCAACACUGCGACCCAAUUACGACUAAGGAGAUAUCUCGUCCAGACCAGCUGCUGCCCUUCUACGUGAUGAGCGUGGCUGGACACGUCCCAGGAUUGCCGGGGCUCUUCGUUGCUGGAAUAUUUGGAGCCGCACUUAGUUCCAUGUCGGGCUGCCUUAACGCGCUAUCCGGGACAAUCUACGAGGAUUUCCUGCUACCUCUGAUGCCUGGCAAGAAGUCGGACAUCGUGGUGAACCUUAUAAUGCAGGGCAUCGUGCUGGUUGUGGGAGCCGUCACCGUGGCGUUGGUGUUCGUUGUCGAGAAACUGGGCACCGUACUUGAGCUGGGAUACAGUAUCGGCGGUGUGACGAAUGGAGCGUUGCUGGGACUCUUCACACUUGGGAUGCUGGUGCCGUCAGCAAACACCAAGGGUGCUGUGGUCGGCAGCCUAUUGGGUAUGGCGGUGGUGACAGUCAUUCUGACAGGGGCGCAACAUGCGCACGCCAUGGGCCGCAUCAGGUACCCUCCGCUGCCCACCUCCGUCGAAGGCUGCGCUGCUAACUUCACAUCCGUCAUCGAAACUGUCGCUACAUCGAAUACUCCGAGCCCAACGACAGAUGAGGUACCGCUGCUGUUCCGGCUGUCGUACAUGUACUACACACUGGUGGGCGCUGUCGUCAUGGUGACGGUGGGCUGGGCGGUCAGCCAGAUGACGGGUCCCCUCAGGCCGGGGGACGUGGAGCCGUCGCUGCUGGCGCCCAUGGUCCGUCCUAAACAGAGGCGCCGAGAAGAUGAUGCCGGCGACGCCGACCCGGUGGUCAAAGUGGAGCUGCUCCAGAAGGCGAAGCAGCAGUCUGAGACACUCGGAGCGGCCUAAAGCGUCUACAGGGACCGGCACGGCGGCGGCGAGGUCGCUGAGUGUUCCGUUACUCUACCAGCCAUUUGCCUGACGUGUGCUCCCUAGUAUUUCUAUGAGCAACAAUCUCACAAGUUACAUGCGCGAGAAAUUAGUGUCUUUCAGUGUACUAGAAAGAAAUACUAAGAGACUACCGCUUUUCUGCUCAAAUUUCGGGCACUCCAAAUUCUUCAUAAGUGGACGAAACCUCCAAUACCUGGUGAAAAGUGGUACCCUGUUUCAAUAUAUUUUUUUGUGUGGGAUCUGAAAUUUAAAAACCUCUCUCACACCGGCCUGAUUUAGCUUCACUGAUCAGGAUAGUAAAAACCAUGCGAAUAUUAAGGGAAUUUUCAUUCACAAAGCAGGCUUACCACAUUCACACAGUUCAAUACUGAUCUAUCCUGAUUAAAUUGAGCUUAACUUAAAUUCCAUAAGGCAGUGAAGCAAUUUCGAAGUCUCGGUGCGACGAAAAUUGUCAGUCGAUCUCCUGAAAACAUUUGUAAUAAUUAUUAACUUUCGGUGAUCACAUGGGGAAGACCGGAGAUCUGUUGGUAAGACCGUGUUAGCUCAUUUAUUGAAAGUAAUAAACUGGAUAUCUUGAGCGUACAAAUCGGCAGGUUCGUCCUGUGUAAAUCAGACGUUCCCCACUGAUCCCGUGCAACACAGCGUAGUAAGCAGACACUGUCAAUAAUAAUCAGUUAAAUAAUACGCAAACAUACAUACUUUAGUUUAGUUCAUGUAUUAAAUUCCUUCUCAUACAGAAUCUCAUCAAGAUGGCGACUAGCUCAACAAUACAUACAUGUACAUCUUCCUUCUUUCACGGCUAAUCGGCAAGCUCUCUAUCAUUCUUUUCAUAAGAGAAAACAUAGAUAGCAGAGAAGCUAUUCCAUGGAGUAAAUGCACGCUCCAAGGAAUAAUAGGGCUUGAAACUACUUUGCAUUGAUAAUCAUCGUAUAUUUAAGUUUAGGAAUCGGUAAGAUAAGAAGAGAUAUUUCGAGAUAUGUACUGAGUUAUAUAAUUUAUAAAAUUUCUGAAAAUAUCGCGGAGAGACCGCUGCAAGAGACGUUACACUGUGAUACAACGAAUAUAACCAUAAGCGCGAUCAAGUGCGAACUGAACAUCCACCACAGUGGGACCAUGGAGUGGUUCCACUCAAAAGUAAUCACCACAGGCAUUAAAUCGUUUAUCCCACUAGGAGGCAAGAGGAUCAAUUCCGGUUUCGUAUAACGCGGUCGAGCACUGGCACGAUCCACAACCGCACACUUGUUCAUCCGACGAAACCUGAUCUCCACUGAUGUCUUUCUUCAGGUCGCCAAAAUUGUGAAAAAGUACGCAGAG